Trachemys scripta elegans is the source of this 5095-nucleotide messenger RNA. It is a transcript of the gene PDE8A, whose product is annotated as phosphodiesterase 8A. The record is from RefSeq and is a predicted model, not a curated record. NCBI's taxonomy places the organism in Eukaryota, Metazoa, Chordata, Testudines, Emydidae. Gene Ontology annotation, molecular function: 3',5'-cyclic-AMP phosphodiesterase activity. Gene Ontology annotation, biological process: positive regulation of ERK1 and ERK2 cascade; cellular response to epidermal growth factor stimulus; regulation of DNA-templated transcription.
GCCUCGCAAGCGGGCAGCUUUGGAGGGCGGGGGGGCAGGAAAGGGGGGAGGGCAGAGAUUGCAGCUGAGCCGCAUCAAUAAGAACAGCAUCCACCGGCACGGAGCAAGGAAAGGAGACGCCGAGGAGAGGCAUUCCUCCUGCCCAGCCUCAGCUGCAGGGAGAGCAAAUGCCUGGGAAUUAAACCUCUCGCCAUUUUAAUGCAUACCACGGAGAUGGGACUCUAGGAUAAUUUUUUUUUUAAUGUGUGUGCAACGUUUUGCAUCUUUUCUGUGACCACAAAACAUGGAGGAGGCCCUUUGAUGCCUCCGCCGGCUGAGUCGGCUCCUCUUCUGGAUCUCAGCAGCCCCCCUCUGAGUUAUGCAGUAUUUUUGUUAGGGUUGCUCUUAUUGUUGCCCACCCCCACCUUCCCCGAUUCCACCUCUGAGCUUGCUUCCCCCCCGUGCCUCCCACCCAGCCGCCCCUUGCCAGGCUGGUGCAGUGCAGCCGGGAGCGCCGGCGGGCUCGCCCCGCGGCAUGGAAUGUUCUGCUGGCUAGAACCCCCCUGUUUCCGAAGGGGGGAAUCUUCCUUCCGAAGCCCUUGCCAAGAGGAGGCUAGCCCGUGAAUGUCAAUAGCCAGCCUGCGCGGCGGCGGCGGCGGCUGUUGGGCAGGAGGAGGACGGAGAGGAACAUGAAUCGGACGGGAGCGUGAUCGAGGAACACCCUCUAGCUCAGGAGGGGAGGGGGGGUUUGAUUUCCCCCCCCCUCCAAAAAAAAAGAGAGCGAGGCAAGGCAACGAACAGGAUCGGUUCUUGAGCUUGGUGAGCGGGAUAAAUCGACACGCAGCGCCUGGUGGGGGCUGUGGGGGACAAGGUGUGUGUGUGUGGGGGGAGAAUCCCCCCCCUCCUCCCGGCCCCAAGGUUAAUUUGUAACACUUUGCAAAGCCUAGUGGAAAAUAGUCGGUUCUGUGGGCUAGUGCUGAGGGGGAAAUGUUCCAAUGUUCAGGGCGCUGAGCGCUUAGUCCAAGGAGACGCUGGUGUGGCUGCCCCCUCCCCCCCGUCCCUUUCCCCGGGCUGACAGAAAAUCCUACCGCGAUUUUGAGAUGGCUUCAUUUGAAAGGGAGCACCGGUGAAAGCAUGAACUCGGCCGGUUCUUGAACCCCCUCCCCGCCCCGCUGCUGAGCUCGAGCUCCAAGGAUCCCGGUUUCCUGGAGGAGGAAGAGAACACACGUUUCUGGGGGGGUAGAAAGGACCGAUGACAAUGCUCCCGAGCGUAGCGGAGAAGCAGGAAGGAGAUUCAACCUGUUAACAAACAAACAAAAAAAUUAUAAUAAUAAUCAAAGGGAAAAGACCCACUGGAAGGAGAAAACAAAUUAGAAAUAGUCCCAAAGUGGUCACAAAGCAUGGGCUGUGCUCCAAGCAUCCACAUCUCUGACAGCAGGGUGGUUUAUCACAGUAGCAAAGAGUCCGAGGAGUCCAAUUCCCCUCACCAGACCAACACAACCAUGUCUCAGCAACAGCAAGGCAACUCCGUCCCGGGAUUAUUCAUUAAAUCCUCCAACACAUCCACUUAUAAGGUGAGGACUAAUUCCUCUAAGAAAGACAAGAGGGAGAACAGCCAGAGCAUGGAGCCAGACACCCAGACCAGCAGAUCCAGCUUAAAGGCAGCAGUGACAGAUGUGCAGUUUGGCCCUAUGAGACUCCACCAAGAUCAACUUCAGGUACUUUUAGUGUUUGCCAAAGAAGAUAACCAGAGUAAUGGGUUCUGUUGGGCCUGUGAGAAGGCUGGGUUUCGGUGUAACAUUGCCAGGACACCUGAAUCUGCGCUAGAAUGUUUUCUGGAUAAACAGCAUGAAAUUAUCAUUAUCGACCAUAGACAUUCCAGAUAUUUUGAUGCAGAAGCUCUAUGCAGGUCUAUCAGAACAACUACAGCCUCAGAAAAUACAGUCAUAAUUGGUGUAGUACGAAGACAUAGUGAUCGGGAGGAGUCAUCAAUAUUGCCACUGAUUGCAGCAGGCUUCACAAGGAGAUAUGUAGAAAAUUCCAAUAUAAUGGCCUGUUACAAUGAGCUAAUUCAGCUGGAAUUUGGAGAAGUGCGGGCACAAUUUAAACUAAGGGCUUGUAAUUCAAUAUUUACAGCACUCGAGAAAAGUCAAGAAGCCAUUGAGAUCACAAGUGAAGAUCAUGUAAUACAGUAUGUAAAUCCUGCAUUUGAAACAGCGAUGGGCUAUCAAAUAGGUGAAUUAAUAGGAAAGGAAUUAACUGAAGUGCCUAUAAAUGAAAAAAAAGCCGAUUUCCUGGAUACUAUUAAUUCCUGCAUAAAGAUAGGAAAGGAAUGGCAAGGAAUGUAUUACACCAAAAAGAAAAAUGGAGAUAGCAUACAACAAAAUGUGAAGAUAAUGCCUGUCAUUGGACAGGGAGGAAAGAUUAGACACUAUGUGUCAAUUAGUAGACUGUGCAAUGACAACAAUAAGGCAGAAAGAAUAUGUGAACGUGUUCAGGCUGAAUCUCAGACAGAUAUUCAGACUUGCCGACACAAAGAUAGGAGGAAAGGAUCGCUUGAUGUCAGAUCCACAACCUCACGAGGAAGUGAUGGCAGUUCACAGAGGCGACACUCCUCCAUGGCCAGGAUACAUUCCAUGACUAUUGAAGCACCCAUCACCAAGGUAAUAAAUAUUAUCAAUGCUGCACAAGAAAGCAGUCCCAUGCCUGUCGCAGAAGCUUUAGAUCGAGUGUUGGAGAUUCUAAGAACCACUGAGUUAUACUCUCCACAACUUGGGACAAAAGAUGAAGAUCCACAUACAAGUGAUCUUGUUGGAGGAUUAAUGACAGAUGGUUUACGAAGAUUAUCGGGAAAUGAAUACAUAUUGUCAGCAAAACAAACUCAUCAGGUUCCUGGCAGUUUGAUCUCCCCUAUCUCCCUUAAUGACAUCCCACCACGGAUAGCACAAGCAAUGGAAAAUGAAGAAUUCUGGGACUUUGAUAUCUUUGAACUGGAGGCUGCAACCCAUAAAAGGCCUUUGGUUUAUCUUGGUCUCAAAAUGUUUGCUCGCUUUGGAAUCUGUGAAUUCCUAAACUGUUCAGAAUCAACUCUGAGGUCGUGGUUACAAGUUAUUGAAGCCAACUACCAUUCCUCCAACUCCUAUCAUAAUUCUACUCAUUCUGCAGAUGUCCUGCAUGCCACUGCCUAUUUCUUAUCCAAAGAAAGGGUAAAGGAAUGAAUAUCGAACCCUUCGUCAAGCCAUUAUUGACAUGGUCCUAGCAACAGAAAUGACAAAGCACUUUGAGCAUGUCAACAAAUUUGUCAACAGCAUUAAUAAACCCUUGGCAGCACUAGAAGAAAAUGGGAGUAAUAAUGGUGAUGGAGAUUCAGUCAAAAACGUUCUCACGUCUCCUGAAAAUCGCAUACUUAUCAAACGUAUGUUGAUAAAGUGCGCUGACAUUUCCAAUCCAUGCAGACCCCUAGAGCAGUGCAUUGAAUGGGCCGGUCGCAUCUCUGAGGAGUACUUUGCACAGACUGAUGAAGAAAAGAGACAGAGUUUACCUGUGGUGAUGCCUGUUUUUGACAGAAAUACUUGUAGCAUCCCCAAAUCCCAAAUAUCCUUCAUUGAUUACUUCAUCACGGAUAUGUUUGAUGCAUGGGAUGCAUUUGCAGACCUACCAAAUUUGAUGCAGCAUCUGGACAAUAACUUUAAAUAUUGGAAAGGUCUCGAUGACAAGAAGCUACGGAGCCUUCGACCACCACCUGAAUAGCAAUUAGGCCACAGUGUGUAACUUACCUGUCCAGAUGCAUAUUUACUCAAGCUCACUUUUGUUCAUGUGAUUUCAAAUUAGUUUUGAUCCCUUCAGUAUUACAGUAAGGCUAACCCAUGUGCUUGUGAACCUUUCACAUUCAAGAGAACAUGAGGUCAGCAGCUGACUCCUGCAAACUGCCGUGUAUGGACUCAAAUGAAGUGAACUUAUCAGCUGAAUUACACUGGAUUGCUGCAGUACCUGUACUGAAGAGGGUCUAUUCGUGAACAUAUUUUUGCAUUAUCUUCAUACCAGUAUGUGAAGCUUGAAGAUAUCCUCACGAAAAGGGGUGUCCUAUAGAAGAUUUUGCUUAGUCCUCAAAUCUGCAAGUGAAGGAGGAGUAUCUGUUAAUAGUGACUCACAGCUUUUAUGAGAAAGCUCCUUGCUUUUUAUAAGCACUUAAGAACAGUUACAAAUACCAGUCGGACAUUUAAAAUGCAACUCUUCAUGAAGGAGUUUUUGAUCUAUGAAAAAUAGAUGUACUCUAUUUUUUCACAUCACAGAAGGUGCAAUCAUUCACUUCUGAGCACUACUGAAAGUGAGUUCUCUUAAAGAAAUUUAGUAGCAAAUGUAAAAAAUAACACAAGAAUUUUUGAAGUUGAUCGUUAGCAUCUAUUAUUAAAAUAUGUUUUAUUUAUUUUGUUAGAUGUUCAAUAUUUUCUAUGAAUUUAUAAAUACUUAAAAGCCAAAGCCAACUUUAGAUGCAUUACAAAUUUACAUGAUUCAUACUCAUCAAUAUACAUUUAAUUGAUGUACAGACCGUUUAUUUUCAUAAUGCAAAUACAAAAUACUAUACAAUGACACGUUUUUAUUGCACUGUAAGGAUAGAUGUGUAUGUUUAAAUAUUGUCUGAUUUUAUGUUAAUUAAAAUAAGUUUUAUUAAAAGGUCUCACUGGAGAGUAGUAAAAUAAACAAGAAAUGCAUACUGUAUAAGCACCAGAACUCCAGCAGUUCUCUCUCACUCCCUACUGGUGACCACAAGAUCUUCCCAAGGUUGCUACUCUUGGUAAAAAAAUAAUAAUAAUAAUAACUUGGGAUGUUCAUUUUUUUUCUUCCCUGUAAUUUUAUAAUUAAAUUCCCUAUCAAAAGUCUGCCUUAUUUUAUACAGUAUUUCUACAAAGCAUUCCACAGCAUAGAUGGGGGGGGGGGGUAAAACAAAAUAUUUAAUGAAUUUCAACAUUUUAUAGCCAAUGUAUUUUCCUCUUCAGUGGAAAAAAAAAGAAAAUCUUUAACUCCAGAAGUUUGUAAAGGUUGUAUACCUUCACCAUUUGAAUGAAACAUUCACAGCAAACACCAGAAAAUAAUAAAAUGUAUAUUUUAAGAAGUG